Messenger RNA from Sipha flava (yellow sugarcane aphid), 2018 nucleotides. RefSeq lists its product as uncharacterized. The coding region runs from base 324 to 1979 and encodes 551 amino acids. The transcript is spliced from 7 exons. The record is from RefSeq and is a predicted model, not a curated record. NCBI's taxonomy places the organism in Eukaryota, Metazoa, Arthropoda, Insecta, Hemiptera, Aphididae.
UAUUUUUUUUAAAUUUUUUGGAAAAUUAGAAUAGUAGAUAUUCUACUUUCAAACCAAAUAAAAAAUAAUUCAAUAAUUCGUUUAGAACAACUUAUAAAACAACAACAUUUAGAUUACGUUUUACUUUUUCAAGAUACGUUAAAACCUAAACAUCACAUUCUUUUACAUUAUCCAUUAGUCAUUCGACAAUCUAGACCUCCUAAACAUUUUUGGAGUUUCAGAUAUGAAGCUAAGCACAAAAACCUAAAAACAUAUGCUCGAAAUAUAAGCUCUAGGAAAAACAUUACGAUGUCAUUGGCUAUAAAAUAUCAAUACAAGAUCAAAUGGAUAACUGGGAAAAUGAUGAUGUACUUUUAAAUUACACUGAAUUGCAACAUAAAACAGAAAAUAAUAUACUGGACAUGGAUGAACAGAGAUCUACAAUAAAUCAGAUGACAUUGUCAAUACCUCCAAUACCUAACAUGUCAAAUGAUGAAUGUAUGAAAGUUUGGAACAUUUUACAAUCAUGGAGUCUAGAAUGUGUGUAUAAAACAUGUAUAGAUCAAUGUAUUGAUACUGAAAUGAUGAAGUAUAUGAAUUGUAAACAUAUUAGAUUAUUGUUGGUGAAUUUUCCUCUUGGUAUACAAAUAAAGUUUGAAAAAUAUAUUCAUGAUUAUCAAAACAAAGAAGUUGAACAACAUCAAAUUCCAUUCUUAAAACCAAAAUCAAUUCCAGUAUCUACAGCACAAAAUAUUGUUCCAACAAAUGAAAAUAUAUUUGAUCUAAAUCAAAUUCUGACAAAAAGUUCACAAGGUUCUAUGGUUGUCGACUAUUACUUUAAAAAUAAAAAAUUGAAUGAAUCGUGUCGUACACUAUUAGUGGAGCUCAUUAUUAAUGAUUUAAUCAAAAAAAAUCGUACUAUGACUAUAGAUUUAGCUAGUAAUAUAUCAAAUGCCAUUAUUAUGUCUUUUCCAACAGAAAUAAAGGAUGUUUAUUUUUUGAAAGAUGUUACUUGCAAAGCUCCUAAAGGAAAAGUUUAUGUGAAAUACUUCAACACUAUGAAGAAAUUAAAAAAUGGAGGCUUAAAAUCAGGAAACAAUAAUACAUCUGAGGUUAAGAAAAUUAUUUAUAGAUCCGAAGAUUUACUUAAUUCUUCGUUAGAUAUUGAACCUGAUUCAGAAGAUAUGGCUCUUACUUUAUUAAAUAAUAAUGAUUUGUCUUGGCCUGAAAUAGAAGUAAUAUGGCGAAAAACAAUUAAUUUCCAACUUCAAUAUAUAAGGAACAAUGAUACAGCAAGUAUUUUUAGUAAAUGGGUACAUUACACAAAGCCAAUGGGCUACAAAUUAAUAGAGAUUGAUUUUGGUCGAAUGUACACAAAUUUUAAAAACUUAAAUGUAAAAUUUGAAAAAACCUUACCGACUUUACUGAGUAUAUUACAUGAUCGUGUCAAAGAUGGUGGAAGUGUAGUUCUAUUACGGCAGUUAAAAGAAUCGACCAAUUUAUGUAAAAAUGGUGAAACCUUGACUUCAUUAUAUUUGUUACAUUCAUUAUUUUUACCUACUACUAAAAAAGUUACUUUGGAUGAACAAGGCAAAAAAUCAACAAUCAAAUAUUCAAUAAAAGAUUCACAAAACUCAUUCAUCAUCAUAGCACAUACUGCAGUAGAACUGGAAUUAAUUUUAGAAAAACUUAAAAAACAAAAAAAUAACAUACAACCUUGUAUUUUAAUUGUUGGGUCAUUAUUAAAUCCUAUCCAAAUACUUAUUUACUUUGAUGAUAUAAAAUAUAAAGUAUUCUCAGCAAUUAAAGCCGUAGACAUAUGUUUGAAAAUUUUCCAUGUAUUCAAUUUAGAAUAUCCUUUACAGUGCAACAAUGUAUGGUUGUUUUUACAAAUUUAUUAUUAUGAAAUUGUGACAAAAUAUGAUAGGAGUUGUAGUUUUAUCAGACAAAUUUGUUCAGAAUUAAAUACAAAUUUAUUGAAUUCAGAUUUGAGUGGUUAAUUACAUUUGAUUAUAUUAAAUAUUUUGUUUUUAUUUUGA